AUGAAGGCCACUGUCUGCAAGGAGGUCGGCAAACCAACCGUCAUAGAAGACGCGCCAGUACCUACUCCACAAGGCCGCGAGAUCCUCGUCCGCGUGAAGGCCGCCUCACUCUGUCAUUCCGAUGUGAGCAUUGUGCGAGAUGGAUUCGGCAACCUCUUCUUCCCGUGA
Messenger RNA from Monascus purpureus, 168 nucleotides. The record is from the annotation of a GenBank genome assembly. NCBI's taxonomy places the organism in Eukaryota, Fungi, Ascomycota, Eurotiomycetes, Eurotiales, Aspergillaceae.